Solea senegalensis (Senegalese sole) is the source of this 3844-nucleotide messenger RNA. RefSeq names its product gamma-aminobutyric acid receptor subunit alpha-5-like. Bases 248 to 1303 code for a protein of 351 amino acids. The transcript is spliced from 6 exons. Lineage: Eukaryota; Metazoa; Chordata; Actinopteri; Pleuronectiformes; Soleidae. Gene Ontology annotation, molecular function: transmitter-gated monoatomic ion channel activity involved in regulation of postsynaptic membrane potential; benzodiazepine receptor activity; GABA-gated chloride ion channel activity. The record is from RefSeq and is a predicted model, not a curated record. Gene Ontology annotation, biological process: monoatomic ion transmembrane transport; regulation of postsynaptic membrane potential; gamma-aminobutyric acid signaling pathway. Gene Ontology annotation, cellular component: synapse; GABA-A receptor complex; postsynapse.
CACACAGACACACACACACACACAGACACACACACACGUGAACAGCGUGUUCUUUAAACGUCUUCACGUCAGUUUGUCGACAACACUUGAGACAACGUUGCAUGUGAAGAGAACGUGUCAGAGAUGCGUGACGUGUGUGUGUCUCCGCCCCCCUCUCCGCCCCCCGCCCCCCCGUCUUCAGGAGUACACCAUCGACGUGUUCUUCCGUCAGAGCUGGAAAGACGAGCGUCUGAGCUUCAAAGGUCCCAUGGAGAUGCUGCCGCUCAACAACCUGCUCGCCUCCAACAUCUGGACGCCCGACACCUUCUUCCUCAACGGCAAGAAGUCCAUCGCCCACAACAUGACCACGCCCAACAAGCUGCUGCGCCUGACCGAGGACGGCACGCUGCUCUACACCAUGAGACUGACGAUCUCGGCAGAGUGUCCCAUGCAGCUGGAGGAUUUCCCCAUGGACGCUCACGCCUGCCCCCUGAAGUUUGGCAGCUAUGCGUACCCAGUGUCAGAGGUGGUCUACACGUGGACCGAUGGAGCAGCUCUGUCUGUGGUGGUGGAGAAGGACGGAUCCAGACUGAACCAGUAUCAUCUGAUCGGACAAACGGCCGGGACAGAGGACAUACACACCAGCAGAGGACAGUACACCGUGAUGAUGGCCCACUUCUACCUGAAGAGGAAGAUUGGAUAUUUUGUCAUUCAGACGUAUAUGCCCUGCUUCAUGACGGUAAUCCUGUCCCAGGUGUCCUUCUGGCUGAACAGAGAGUCGGUUCCUGCGAGGACAGUCUUUGGAGUGACCACGGUGUUGACCAUGACCACGCUCAGCAUCAGUGCCAGGAACUCGCUGCCUAAAGUGGCCUACGCCACCGCGAUGGACUGGUUCAUCGCCGUCUGCUACGCUUUCGUGUUCUCGGCGCUGAUUGAGUUUGCCACAGUGAACUAUUUCACCAAGAGGAGCUGGGCCUGGGACGGGAAGAAGGCUCUGGAGGCGCAACAUCCCAAAAAACGUGACCCCAUGAUUCUGUCGAAAAAGCCCAACAACGUUUGCUCGGCCGGCAGUGGCGGCGUCAACUACACGCCCAACCUGACCAAGGACAUAUCCAUCUCCACCAUCUCCAACAUGACGUCGGUGCAGCUCCGCACCUCUGAGGCCAAGAUGGUGGACCCCAAGAAGACGUACAACAGCGUGAGCAAGAUUGACAAGAUGUCACGGAUAGUGUUCCCCGUCCUCUUUGGAACCUUCAACCUCGUGUACUGGGCCACGUACCUGAACAGAGAACCCGUGGUGAAAGGAGUCGCCGCCUCAACGUAAUCGCUCUCUCUAUUUUUUGAUUUGUUUUAUCUGGAGCGCGUGGACUUAGAGGACUCGUUGUAAGGUCUUGACAAGAAAAGAAAAAAAUAUAAACAAAUAUCUGCGCUUGAAGAACAAAAACUAUACUCAACUAUCUAAUUCAAGCACUUGGAAUGGAUGCAAGGCUGCGACAGAAUCUCCUUCUCCCCUGAACUUCAUGGCCUGAAAAACUGCUUUUAAGACUGUAAGACAAACCAGAGUGCGGUGCUUUUGCUUCAUCUCAUCCCUGCUGCAGUUUGCAUGAAAACGCGCCAAAAAAAAACUAAAGAAAAAAACCCUGACUCCUCUUUGUCUUGAAUGACGACCGCGUGUUUAAGUGUCGAUCACUGCUUCACAUAUAAAAGCACAUUCACCACCAUCAUCAUCACCACGACGUCAGAUUCUAACGCUAUGGCGCAAACAAACUGCAAUACAGCACGUGCUUGAGUUUUUAAAGAAAGAUUAAUGCUGCAAGUGCAUUAAUGAUUGAACUUUGUCCCUUAUUUUCUCCGCCUGUUGCAGUGAGCGCUCAUGUGUCUCUGUUCGUCUUUACUUGAAGAUUCGACUGCUGCAGACCUGGUUUCCCAAAAUACCUCUGAUAGAGCCUCGAUGAGGAGCGGUGAAAGAAUUCUACCUGAAGGUUAAAAAAACGGCUGAAUUUCUGAGCAAAGAGGCUCUUCUUCAUUUAUAAAUCAUCAUUUAUGCCAGUAUAUGUCUGCAGGGUCAUUGAGUGUCUCAGAGAGGACACUAAUAAUCAGCCGAGUGACGCCGAGAGUCUGGAGACAAACGUUCACGCCACGAGGAUAAACUUUAACGAGGACAUAAAUCAAACCAACAGCCAGGCGUCAAACCAAGGUCUAAAUUUAAACAAUGCAGCUUUAGGUAAAAUUGAAUCUGCCUUUAAUUCUGGACACGUUUACAACAACACAACAGAGCAAAGACGUCGAAUUUUACAAGAAAAAUUCAACAAAAAGCCACAAAUAAAUGAAUAGAUAUUCACUAAGAGAGUUAACAUGGGUCAGAGCCGACUGCUGCAGACCUGCUUUCCCAAAAAACACUGUUAUUUCUCUUCAAGCUAAAACCACGCUCGCAGUAGUUCCACAAGUUUUUGCUUGCUGCUACACGUGCUAGCAAUGCUAGCUAAAGACCGGGCUACUGAGUCAGUGUUGUUUCUUAAACGUCUAAAAACAAUAAUGAAUGUUUUCUCAAGACUUUAGCUAAAAUCUCUAAGACAGAUUUCAGAAGUCAUAUGCUAGUGCUAACCCUAGCAAGUCAGUGUCAUUCCUUCAACGUCUAAAAACAAUAACAUUCAUGGUAUAUUUAAAAUACUGUGAUUCCAUGUAUGUUGGUGUUUACCAACAACAAACAGCUAUGUUUGGUUCUAGAAGGUUCUCGUGUGCUAGCAAAGCAAGCUAUUGCUAGUGCUAACCCUCAGUCAUUGACAGUAGUUCCCAAAAUGUCUUUAAAAUGACUUUUUCUGGUGUUCAAGUUAUCGUUGAUGGACAAUUUAAUUUAUUUGACUUCAGUUUACUGAAGAAGGAAAGAUUCUAGAUUUUCGGAAGCUGCUACACAUGCUAGCAAUGCUAGCUACAGUUAUGAAAACUGAGUAUAUGUUAUAGCAUGUCGUAGUGUAGUUCCUUAAACGUCUAAAAACAAUGACAUUUAUUCAUGGUUAAAAUCACAUAGUUCCAUGUAUUCAUCAUCAGCUUGUGUUUCUCUCAAGAACUAGCUAGCAAUGCUAAAAGUAGUUCCUUUAACUUCCAAAAACAUAUAUAUAUGUUUGUGUUUACCCUUACCGACAGCUAAGUUUUGGUUCUAGAAGGCGCUCACAUGCUAACAAUGGUAGUCAUUAUAAAAACAGAUCCUGCUUGUAAAUUUUCAGCAUGUAGCUUAGUAGCACUAACACUAGCAUUUGUUUAGCAUGUGCUUAGCUUCCUGGUUGUGGCUCACAUUCAGGUAAACAAAGCUCAUUUUUAAAUGCUAACGACAUAACGAGGCCUUGAAGCUACAACGAUGUUUUUGGGAAACCGGGUGGAAUCAUGUAAAUAGCUUUUCUUUUACUAAUGAACCUUUUUGCUUUAUCACAAAAUAUUGUGACAUUUGCAUUUUAAAGCCUUUAGAUGUAGAAAAAAGAACCAAAGUCUAGUACUGACUUGUUGUAAUGUCUUAUUUCUUCGUGUGAGGUUACGUUUCCUUCCUAGCUUGUAGAUGGGCACAGACUCUUGCUUUUAACGUGUCAGUCCGCUCGGAUUCUCCGCGUCUUUAUUUCCACAUGGACUCUGACUGGAGUGGAAGCGGCGAGCGCACGUCCACGGCUGCGUGGUGUGUUGGACUGUGGUGAGAAACUCAGGAACUAAAGGACUCCACGCUUCCAGCAGAAGAGUUGCCUCAGAGUCGCAUGGAUUGUGACGGCGAGCGUCAGUUCGCUCGUUCGCUCGCUGCUGGGAGCAAAGUCCCUCAUAACCUGGGCACUGAAUGGCUUUGGUGUAAAAACCAUGUAAAUAAAGACGACAUCAGCUGCUA